AUGCUCUCUGGUGAUGUUAACAUUCAAUCUGUAUCUGGAAAGCCAAAUAAUACAUUCUUUAUAGAUAGAGAUGGAACUCACUUUAGAUACAUAUUGAACUCUUUACCCGAUGGUGACACAUCCAUACCUGAUUCCAUCAAGACUGAAGAUCAAUUUAAGAUUAUCAGUGGAUGGUUAGGUGGUGUAUUAAGUUAUGAAUUGAUUUACAAGUCAUGGAAUAGUAAUGGUGCAUACUAUGGUGAUAACAAGUGUUUCAUCUAUACAAUGGUGAAUAAAAAUAAUAUUCAACCUACCAAGUACGUACCUGUUAACACCAACAUUGUCUUUGGACACAACGGUUGUGGACCAACCUUUAGUGGUAAUGACCUCUACAUCAGCAACCAAUGCAAUGUAAACCAACAAAGCUAUCAAAACUUUCCGAAUGGUUACGCUGACACCACAGGAAAAGCUAAAGCAACAUUCGCAACAACCUAUAACUUUACUGUCUCUGAAAUCGAGGUAUUCAAUAGUCAAGAAGGGAUCCCUUAUACUCUUGCCUUUUUUAGUUCCCCUCCUCUAGGAUCAAAAGAAACUUUUAAAUUCACAAAAAUCAAUUUAAAAGAUGGAAGUCUCAAUAAAACUUUGACAUCACAGAAUAAUUAUAAUAUUAUUAGUGUUACAGAUUAUGAUGGUGUAAAUUGGUAUGAUUUCCUAUUUCAACAAAUUUAUUUAAAUUCCCAUCCAACUUUUGGACCUGGUUCAUUUUCAGACCUAGGAUAUGGAUUUGAUACUUUUUCAGAUUAUUAUGGAAAUGGAAUGGGUGUUUUUAAUUUUACUAAACAAUUUGUACCACAAUCCAAAGUAACUCUUGACCUCUAUCUCCCAGCAUGGAAUCACAACAAUUACAACCUUGACAUUCUUACUUUUGAUAAUUACGAUGCCAGUAUUGACCGAUUUUAUUAUAAUAGAACUGGAUUUGUGGUUGAUCCAAAGUAUACCAAUAGUUUGGUUGGUGCACUCGACCAAAAUACAGGACUAUACUAUGUUAACUACGUCACCGACAACACUCGAUCGAUUUUGGUUUUCAAUUCACUGUCCACCGAUCAGCCAGUUAAACAAUAUAAAUUCAUAGAGGAUGUAUCCUCUGGACUGUCAAGCCAAGUCUACCUUUUGUUCACAUCGAUCGGCAACAUUCUCUACAUGGUUGAUACUGGCAAUCAAAUGAUUUCUCUCAUUGCAAUCGAAUUAUCUGAUUCAGCGAUGACAGCACAAUCCAAGGUAGUUUACUCAACUUCCAAUGCGUUUGGAUCGCCAAGUGACGGUCUACCAUUUGCAUACACCGAGAAUACCGAUAGACACACUACCUCUGUAAAAACACAAUACAACACAGCACUAUGUAUCUCUGAUGAUCCAAAGAUAAUAAUAAAUUCAACCAACCAAUGUCAAAAAAAAGAAUAUUUUAAAUUGAAAUUAAAACCUUUGCCAUAUCAAGAGUCACAUUACCACGAUGCCAAGAUAAGCGGUGAAGCAUGCUACACAAAUAUAACAACUGAAGAGACAGUUAGAGAGACCUUUAUCUUUGAGAGCGGUGCAAAAACGGAUCUGUCAUCGCGAUGGAUCAACCAGGAUGUCAAUGCUCAUAAAGUCGAUGUCUACCUCAAAGCUCAGAAUUCAAAUAAUAAUAAUAACUACACAUUGAUAGAUGUACAAACACGAAUUGAAUUCAUCACUAAAACAAACGUUUAUAACGUAACCAUUACCUAUUCAAUAACACCUUUAAUCAAAUAA
Heterostelium album PN500 is the source of this 1767-nucleotide messenger RNA. RefSeq lists its product as uncharacterized. The coding region runs from base 1 to 1767 and encodes 588 amino acids. Lineage: Eukaryota; Evosea; Eumycetozoa; Acytosteliales; Acytosteliaceae. The record is from RefSeq and is a predicted model, not a curated record. The transcript has 8 exons.